This is a messenger RNA of Brachypodium distachyon (stiff brome), 3113 nucleotides long. RefSeq lists its product as uncharacterized. The transcript has 2 exons. Lineage: Eukaryota; Viridiplantae; Streptophyta; Magnoliopsida; Poales; Poaceae. The coding region runs from base 2424 to 2966 and encodes 180 amino acids. The record is from RefSeq and is a predicted model, not a curated record.
UGUCGCUUUUUGCUUGCUAUCAUGCCCUGUAGGCUCCCGCCUCCGCCUGAGCUCCCGCCUCCGCGUACAUAUGCGCCGAGCUGCUCCUCUGCGAUUCAUGUCGACACGGUGGCUACGCUCGUCGGAGUAGCAUGCAAGGACGUGGUCCCACACACUCCUCCGUCGAGCGCUGCUGCCAGUGUCGCUUUCUAGCCGAGCCGUGGAGUGGAUCAGGGUGGCGCGGCGGCGAUGGGCGCACCCUGCUGGCGAUGAAGACGGUGGGUGACGCAAGGCACAUCCCCCGGCGGCAUCCUCUUCGCGUCUUGCGGCGCGUCCAUCCGCAUCGACGCCUUCCCUCCGGUGGCUACACAAGCCUGUAGCGGCGUGUUUUUCGGAUACUCGGAGUCCUCUGUGAGGGGCGAGUGUCGUGUGUUGCCAUUUGGGGUGUUCCCGUGUUUCGUUGCCCUGUGUGCCUUUGAAUUGUCAUACUCAAUUGCAAUGGAUGUGUGGCUUGCCUCUUAAGGCAAGCACAUAUGGCGCAGGCUGGAGCCGUUGCCGUUUCUUGCAAGUGCGUUGGUGCGAGUCAUGGCCGAUAUUUUGUUCUAUUUUGUUGUUGAGUCGACGGCCUCGGAUUCGUUUGUUUUACCCUUGCUGUGUUUCAGCCGGGAGUCGGUGUUCACUAGGUCCCGUGUGUGUUUUUAUGGGAGUUGUAUGCGUUUGUGCGGUGCUUUUUGUCGGUCUGUUUUGUGGGUGUUCUACGAACGCGCGGCCAUUAAUUUUGCGCUUCAAUGUUCAUCUCCCUGCGAUUCACUAUCGCUCUGACGGCCAUAGCGGGACCUUCUCCGGGGCUUCAUUGUCUCUGUUCUACGGCUUCGAGUUUUUGUGCCCUGUAUUAGGAAAUGGUUGAUGCAUGCGUGUGGGUACGUGUCGUGGCACAUGUUUUGUUCUCUUUUGUUGUCAACUCAAGGGCUUCGGAGUCGUCUGUUUUACGGUUGAUGUGUUUCGGUCGAGAGUCGGCUGGGGCACGUGUCUGCUUUUAUCAAAGUCAUAUGCGUUAGGGCGGUGCUUUUCUCGGUCUGUUUUGUGGAUGGCUUUGGAGUCGGGUUUUUUACGGUUGGCUGUGUUUCGGUUGGAAGUCGGCCGGGGGGCCGUGUUUGUUUUUAUCGGAGUCAUAUGCGUUGGUGUGAUGCCUUUGUCGCUAUGUUUUAUGGAUGUAUUACGAACGCGCGGCCUUUUUCCUUUUUUUUCUUUACUGUUCAUCUCCCUGUGAUUCCUUGUCGCUCUGAAGGCCAUGGCGGGAGCUCUUAAGGGCACAGAUCGUGGUCGUGGACAGUUGUUUUUAACUUGAUCGACCCGGGCAUCGUCUUGGUCGUCUUCCGGGGUUUCAUUCUCUAUGUUGUAUGGUUUCGAGUUCUUGGUGGCCCUGUAUCAGCAAAUGGUUCUUGGGCGGUGGAUCCGUUCUUCACGCGUUCAGCCUGUGGUAGGGACUUCAGUGGGGACAAUAUUUUCGUCAUCAGACUAUUCGAAGGAACCAUGUGCCGAAGGUUGCGAUGCGAUAAAAGCGGGGAUUAGUACGAGUAGGGUGCGCCAACAGGCAUUUAGCAGUAGAACCUACCUUGGUUAUAGGGUCGUGUCUGCGUGCCUUUUGUUGAGUCUAUUUCUUUUGAUUUGGAAUAUAUGUACGUUUUGUGGCUGCUUUCGGAGCUGGGCCAGAUCUUCUUUUCGUAUGUCUUUCUAUUUCUGUGCCGGCUCGGUGCCUCGAUGAGCCCUUUAGCUGCAUCUCGAUUUAAUUCCGUGGAGAGAUUUCAGCAGCGGAUAGGUGUCGUCUCGGUGGGGAGGAACUGUGGCAUAUUUGUCGGGCUACUUUGUUCGGAGCUGUUUGUCUUACGGUUACUGUGUUCUCUAGGGUAGUGGGUUGAAGUUGUACCAUGGUGGACAGGCUGCGUGUCGGCUUUUGUCUGCUGUGUGUCUGCUUCUUCUCCCGUUUGUAGGUGUUCUGAGGUGGCGACCGACAUGUGUCGGCAGUUUCUGCACGCAGAGGCUAUAUCGUCUUCUUCUAUGGCAACAUUACGCGUUGGCGAAAAUUCCACACGUCGCUCGUCCAGUCGUCCUGUGAACGGGGUUGUGUACGUGCAGGUCUAGAACGCACCUGUUGUGGCGAGCGACUUGCUUCGGCUGUUUCUGUGUGGAGAGUUUAUAUCGUGUUGUUGGGUGGCUAUGUUAUGCAUUGGCGAAAAGUCCAGAUGUAGCUUGGCCAACAUUUUGUAGAUGGGACUGUACGUGCAGGCGGUUUGAGUUGUUCCCAGACACGUCUUAGGCAUGCACGGGUAAACAGAGGUCGUUCUUCAUGUAUUCGCUUCUAUAUAUGACCGUCUUUUCCUUUCGGGUUUAGUCGCCCAGAUACGUCGGGACCGUGAUUGUUGUGUUGUACGUAGACUAUUGUGAUGUACGUAGAGACUCCAUGUAUCGAGAUGAGUGCUCGAGCCGUAGGCGGUACGGAUUCAUCUCCGGGCGGCGGCCCGCGGCCGCUCGCUGUUGUGCCUCUCAUUAUUCUUCCACCGCCGGACUUCGUAGGUUUACCUCCUGCUAUCAUGUCUGCAGAUGACUCGCCAGUUGACGGGUCGGUGGAGGAAUUGGUGACGUUGAAAAAGGUUACUUGGGAGGGGUCGCACGCUCCCGUUGAUGGCUCUGAGAUGAGGCGGGUUGACUUGGAAGAUGAGCUGGAUGAGGUGAUGGUGGGGGAACCGGAGGAUUGUUGGGUUUCUGACGGUUUCGGGUACAGUGAAGACGAGGACGAGGAUGAAGACAACUGGUUGGGGCGGUACAUGGUAGUGAAGCGUACCAUGGAUGAGUCUGUCCAGUCUGCUCGCCUGCAUGCGGAGGCAGGAGAAUCUGCUUGCGGAUCACCUCGGAUCUCCUCCGUCGACGGUAAGAAGGUCAUCAUUCUGUUCUUGGAUGACGAGGGCGGGGACUGCGAUGAUUGCUAAACGUUGUGUGCAUGCUUGGCAAUCUUAGGUUUUUUUGUCAACGGUGCUACGGUAGUCUGUUGUAGAUUCUUGAUGGCAGUAUGAAUAUACGGUUCCUUGUUUCGAUUGGGCCAUGUAUCUUUUAGUUGAUCCUUAAUGGUUUUCUCC